AUGAGUUUAUUAAAUCCAAAUAGGAUUUCAAGUGAUAUUAUUUUAUCGAAAUAUUUUAAUCAACCUAAUGUAACUUUAGGAAGCGGUACAUUAUUCUCAAAUUAUAAUGAUGAUUUAAAUAAAAUAAAUAGACAUGUAACAUUAAAAAUUGAUGUAUCGCAUACAAAUCAUAGUUAUAUAAUUGGUCGUUAUGGUUGGAAUAUUAAAACAAUCAUGAUGAUUACUCAAUGUCGUAUACAUUUUCCAGAUUCAAAUCGUAAUAGUUCAAUAAUUAAAAGUAAUCAAGUUUCAAUAUCUGGUCAGUUGGAGAAUGUCGAGAAAGCUAGAAGAAUAAUUCGAGACAUUCUUCCAAUUACAUUUACAUUUGAAAUACCUUAUUUAAACAAUGAAAAUUUACGUACAAAUCAGAAUUCACCGGUUAUUCAACAAAUCCAAAAUGUUUAUGAUGUUGAAAUUAUAUUUCGUAAUCAUUAUACAUUAACACCUUAUAGUAAGACAACUGUCAGUGUUAAAGGAUUAACAAUCAAUGCAAAAAAGACUAAAAGUGUUGUACAUAUGUUAAUUAAGAAAUACUUUACUCAGAAUAUGGAUUCUAUACCAGUAAACAUGUAUAUGAGCAUGGAUACAAAAUAUUCUUCAAUGUUAAAUAGUCAAAGUUCAUCAGAAAAUUUAAUUAAAUUAAUUUAUGAAACAACUGGUGCAAAUAUUAAUUUUAUCUCUUCUACUACAUCAGUGAAAAAUUCUUAUUUAUCACCAUCAUCAUCAUCAUCAGUAUCACAAACAAUUUUAUUACAUAAUCAAUUCAAUUCUAUUGAUUAUUUUUCUAAUUUUUCAAAUAUAAAUCAACAUUUAACAUUGAAUAAAUUAAAUUUAAAUAAUCAUUUAUUCAAUCAAUAUAUCAAUAGGAAAUUAAAUCAUAUUCAUAUAUAUGGUAAUGUAGAUAAUGUAUUUUUAGCUAGACAAUUGAUAACAAAUUUAUUACCUGUUGUAUUAAUAUUCGAUGUGGAUAUAUUACAAGGUGAAUGGCUUGAAAAUUUCAAUCUUACUAAUUUAUGCAAAUAUUAUGAAGUGAAUUUAACUAUUCGAAAUAAACCAAAAGAUUUAGUCAAGUCUGUUGUAAUCAAGACCAGGGAGAAAAACAUUCGUUCACUUUAUAUAAUGUGGGAAUUGAUACAAGAGUUGCUUUCACAAUUUACAAAAAACACCAUCUGUAAAAUCAAUAAUUCUAGUUGCUUAAACUCAUCAAUUCACAAUAUUCAAACGCAAAGGUUAUGGCCGGACGAUCUUAGACUAAAUGAGGAAUCUACAAAGAUUCUAUCUUCUACAAAUAAAGGAAAAUUACAUGGUGACAAAGAAGACAAUAAACUAGAUAGAGAAGAGAUAGUAUUAAAAUACAAAACAUCAUUUUCAACAAGUACAUCAUCAAGCCCACCGCAAUCGUCUUCAUUAUUUCAUCAUGAUCCAUCAGUUAAAGUGAAUCUAAUAAAUAGAGAUAAUCAUUUACAUUUGAUGGGUUACGAAUCAAAUACAGAACUCUUACCAUCGUUUGAACACAAUGGUGUAUGGAAUAAAUGUGGAAAUUUUGAAGAAAAUAUUGAUUUUUAUGCACAUAAAAAAUUCAUUGAAGAAAAUAAUGGAAACUCUUAAAAAAAAACCAAAUCUAGCUGUUUACCAUUGAUGUUUAUAUUGUUCUGAUGUAGAUGACAAAGCGACAUAAAUUUAAUGAACAAUUUUAAUAGUUCU
This is a messenger RNA of Schistosoma guineensis, 1743 nucleotides long. The record is from the annotation of a GenBank genome assembly. Lineage: Eukaryota; Metazoa; Platyhelminthes; Trematoda; Strigeidida; Schistosomatidae.